CCCAAAACUUUCCUCAUUGUCACCAUUCUUAUUUUCCUGGAAUGAACAGAAUCCUUUCAUGUUUAGUCGCCACUUUUCUUGAUUGCUCUCUCUCUCUCUCUCUCUCUCUCUCUCUCUCUUUCUGUGUAACUUUCACUGGCUAAGGGAAUCGAAGCCUUUUUCUGCCAACUAUUUUUAGGUUCUAGUUUUUUUUCUCCACCAUAAGAGCCUAACCAAAAUCCAUAAUCAAGUGGCCCUUCUUUAUCGUUUUGUUAUCUUCUGCAGAAACAAACUGUUAAACGCCAGAAAUGCCACCUUCAUACUUCCCUCUUAGGUGGGAAAGCACAGGAGACCAAUGGUGGUAUGCGUCACCGAUUGAUUUUGCGGCAGCCAAUGGUCACUAUGACUUGGUGAGGGAGCUUCUCUACCUUGACACCAAUCUCCUCAUUAAACUGACCUCCCUUCGCAGAAUUCGCCGCCUUGAAACCGUCUGGGAUGACGAGGAACAGUUCAAUGAUGUUGCCAAUUGCCGUGCUUUGGUGGCCAAGAAGCUACUCCUAGAAUGUGAAACAAAGAGAGGUAACAACACUCUCAUUAGAGCUGGCUAUGGUGGUUGGCUCCUGUACACUGCUGCCUCAGCUGGUGAUGUGAGCUUCGUCAAGGAAUUGUUGGAGAGAGAUCCUCUUCUUGUUUUUGGCGAAGGAGAAUAUGGUGUUACUGAUAUACUGUAUGCUGCAGCCAGGAGCAAGAAUUCUGAUGUUUUCAAGCUCCUGCUUGAUUUCUCAAUGUCAAGGAGGUGUGGCCUUAACUCUGGAAAAGGGAUGGAGGAGCAGUUGGGUGAGAAUUAUUCAGAUUUUAGACAGGAGAUGAUGAAUAGGGCUGUUCAUGCUGCGGCUAGAGGUGGUAAUUUGGACAUUUUGAAGGAGCUUCUUAGAGAUUGCUCUGAUGUCUUUGUUUAUAAAGACGCUCAAGGGUCCACUGUCUUGCAUACUGCCUCAGGCAGAGGGCAGGUUGAGGUAGUUAAGGAUCUUGUAGCAUCCUUUGGCUUUAUCACGUCCACUGAUUAUCAAGGAAACACAGCAUUACAUGUAGCUGCUUACAGGGGUUACUUAGCUGUGGCAGAGGUUCUGAUACAUGCAUCUCCCUCAUUAAUCGCCAAAACAAAUAACUAUGGAGAUACUUUUCUCCAUAUGGCAGUGUCAGGAUUUCGAACCCCAGGUUUCCACAGAGUAGAUAGGCAGAUAGAACUCAUAAAGCAGUUAGUAAGCGGUAAGAUUGUAAACAUCCAAGGGAUCAUCAAUGUCAGGAACAAUGAUGGAAGAACGGCCCUUCACAUGGCUGUAAUUGAGAACAUACAAUCCAAUUUGGUGGAACUUCUCAUGACUUUACCAACAAUUGAUUUAAAUGUUAGAGAUGUUGAUGGCAUGACUCCACUAGAUCUCCUCAAGCAACGGCCGAGAACAGCCUCUUCUGAAAUUUUAAUCAAGCAGCUGAUUUCAGCUGGAGGGAUCUCUAAUUGUCAGGAUAAUGUGGCUAGAAGUGCUAUUGCUUUCCAUUUAAGAGGGCAAGGCAUAGGAUGUAGUCCUGGCACUUCUUUCAGAAUUCCUGAUGCAGAAAUAUUCUUGUACACUGGUAUUGAAAAUGCAUCUGAUGCCAGUUGUGAGCUAACAAGUGUAGAUUACAGUACAUGCAUGAGUGAAGCAAGUGAAUUUGACACAGCUAACUUGAUGAAUAAUAAAAAGUCAGCUUCUGUAAAUAAUCCGGCAAGACACCUAAAGUCUCUUCUCCAGUGGCCGAAGAAGAAAGAGAAAAAAGCUGUUGGUGCAAAGUUAGCAGAUGAUGAUUCUUUAGACUCAUUUAGUUUAUCAAGAAGUUUGGAAGACCGUCCGAUUCCACUUAGGCAGAGAUACUCAAAAAUGCCAUGCCUUUCAAGCAACAAAAGGGCAUUUUCUUUCAGAAAUAGUCUUCCAAGUCCAUUAGCCAGAAAGAAAUUUACCGCUGGGCUAACACAUGGUGUCAUUCAGCCAAUGCCACAAUUAGCAGUUUCAGUUGAACCACCUUCAAGUCCUCUUGCAGUAUCAUCCAUGGCUUCGCAUGCUUCAUUGGAUAAAGAAAAGGGUAUUGAUAUUGCAGGAACCUCGAGCUUGAAUCCAUCUCUGAAGCAUGAACCAUCCAUCAAUAAGAAGUUGAUGAACCAGUAUUUUUGUUUUGGUGCACAAGGUCUGUCUGUGGAAAAUUCUAUAAGCUAUUCACAGAAAAAUCAGAGUUACAAGCAUGCUGCUUCUCUGGUAGCCUGAAUUGAUUUGUACAAAAAGACUAGGCAAUCAGAAUUUUCUUUUUGGUUUAUUUUGCUUGUAGGUGUUUUCUUUUGAAGGAAGUAUUUUUCAUGUUUGAUUGUGUGGAAGAAUAUCUACACCAAUUUUAUUAUUUGAGGAAUGUAAAAGGGGUUUCAUGAAUAAGGUUAGAACAACUUCUGAAAGUAACUCUCUGUUAACAGAUUAUAUUUGAUUGCA
Hevea brasiliensis (rubber tree) is the source of this 2492-nucleotide messenger RNA. RefSeq lists its product as uncharacterized. The record is from RefSeq and is a predicted model, not a curated record. Lineage: Eukaryota; Viridiplantae; Streptophyta; Magnoliopsida; Malpighiales; Euphorbiaceae. The coding region runs from base 288 to 2276 and encodes 662 amino acids. Gene Ontology annotation, molecular function: protein binding. The transcript has 3 exons.